Aphanomyces astaci is the source of this 1214-nucleotide messenger RNA. RefSeq lists its product as hypothetical. The transcript is spliced from 4 exons. Bases 113 to 997 code for a protein of 294 amino acids. The record is from RefSeq and is a predicted model, not a curated record. Lineage: Eukaryota; Oomycota; Saprolegniomycetes; Saprolegniales; Verrucalvaceae.
AAUGUCGCGGCCGGUCGACGUGGGACAUGUGCAAGCAUAGCAUUCUUCGCACGGAUCUGUAAGUGGCACGACGACGCGAGGAAUCUCAGUCCGCAACAACCCAGAGAGCAGCAUGGUGCUCAUCUCCGACAUCUCGCCAGGUCCGUCUUACUUCCUCAUGAUGCAAAACCCUUGGAGCGACUAUGACCCUACCUGCGUCGAUCGACAUCAUGACAUAGCCAAGCGCAAUGCGGCCAAGCCACACCGCCGUUCGGUGAGUACCCACGAACACAAAUCCCAGAAACAAACCCGAUCGCAAUCGUUGAACCAUGCAGCAAUCCACUCCACCCUUCGCGCGCCGUCAGUACCUGCACCAAAGUCCCUCCCCACGAAGGAAGUCGCGGGUGCAUUCGCGUCCUUGCAGGUGCAUCCCAUGACGUCUGCUGCAAGUAGCACCCACCACCACGCGGACGACGACGACCGAAAGCACCCGUCAUCUCUGCUCGUACGUUCCAUGUCUGAAAAGCCGAUGAAAUCGUCGUCUUCGUCGCCGAUCUACGAAAUGCCCGAACUCCUUGGCGGCACUGCCGCCGACAUCUUGUCCGAUCCGAAGGUUACCAAGUACCUUGUUCCCAAGAUUGAAGCAUGCUUGCCCUAUCGAUUCAAGCACAAGAACUGGAAGCUGUCGUUCAGUCUGGCGCAGCAUGGCGCGUCCCUGCACACGCUGUUCCGCCGCGUCCGACGACAGGAAUCGACCAUUGUCGUCGUGGAAACCGAAGAUGGCGACAUAUUUGGCGGGUUUGCGACGGCGCCGUGGACGCCAUGCGGGCUGUACUUUGGCACGGGCGAGAGCUUUGUGUUUACAUGUCACCGCAAGUUUGAGAUGUUUCCGUGGACACGCAAGAAUUCGCUCCUGUUGUUCAGCGACGAGAACACGAUUGCCAUGGGCGGCGGGUCCGUUUCAUCCGUCCAUCCAUCUCAUGACCAACCUCAUGGAACGAUGAUUCUGGUGGAGUAGGGGCGGGUUUGCGUGGGCGCUGAACCACGACCUAUCUCAAGGCACGAGCACCCCCACGAUGACGUUUGACAAUCGGUGCUUGGCGAGUCGAUGCAACUUUGGCGUGGUGAACUUUGAAGUGUGGGAGUUUGCGUGCAAGUACCAGUGACGACCGCCGCAUAUGUGGUUGUACCUUUGUGGCUACGAACGAUAUAUAUAUAUAUAUAUAUAUAUUUAU